Ambispora leptoticha is the source of this 1614-nucleotide messenger RNA. The record is from the annotation of a GenBank genome assembly. Lineage: Eukaryota; Fungi; Glomeromycota; Glomeromycetes; Archaeosporales; Ambisporaceae.
AUGUCUGGAAUGCCUAAAAUGUUUUCAUCCGAAAGAGUAUCUAAUAAGUUAUUCGAGGUUGACUUUAGCGCUGUCGUCGCUGUUGAUUUUGGAACUACAUGCAGUGGGUUUGCGUAUUCCCAUUGUAUCAAUCCGGAAACUCAAGUAAAUACCUCUUUCCCUGGACAAGUAGUUCAAAAAACGAACACAGUGCUACAAUAUGAUGAUAAAUUGCAAGUCGAGGCAUGGGGAUACCCUGCUCUUGCUAAAGAGCCAAAAAGGAAGAGAAGAAUCGAGGAAGAGAAACGGCCAAUUGAAUUAUUCAAAUUGCAUUUAGCAGAUCUCAAAAAAAAACCGGAACUUCCUGACGGAUUGAAUUAUAAGAAAGCAAUCACUGAUUAUCUUCGUCAGAUGCAAAUUUUGAUUAUGGAAACUGUAAACCGACGUUGGCCUGGUCUCUCACUUUCAGAAAUACGAUUUGUAUUCACUAUUCCGGCGGGAUGGGUAAAUAUUCCCGAGGCAGCUGCAAUUCAUUGCUUAAAUAUUAUAGAAUCGCAUGGAUUAGAAAUUGGAGACACAUUCUUGGUAUGCGAUUGUGGAGGUGGAACAGUCGAUUUAACGAUGCGCACCUGCGUGGAAAAAGACCAACUCGAAGAGGAAACUAUACCUACGAUGGGAAUUUGCGGUAGCACAUAUGUCGAUAAGGAAUUUAUAAAAUUUCUGGAAAAAUGCGUAGGCAUUGACGCUAUAAGAAAAUUCAAAGAAAUGCAUUAUGGGCAGCUUCAGUACAUGAUUCAGAAUUUCUUUAAUCUUCGGGUAAAAAAUAACUUUAAAGAUGACCCUAAGAAAUUCAAGACUAUUGAAUUCGACAUAGAUCAAUAUUGUCCGAAGUUAAAACAAUACGUGUCCGAAGAAAUUCAGAAAGAAUUGGACGAGAAUGAUUGGAUCAUUGAAUUGUAUUACAAUGAUGUGAAAGCAAUGUUUGAUCCAAUUGUCGACAAAAUACUUAAAUUGAUACAGAACCAAUUAAAUUCGAAUCCUAAAAUCACAUGUUCGGCGAUCUUUGUGGUUGGGGGUUUCGCCGAAAGUCCUUACCUGAUCUCGAAAAUUCGAAAAACUUUUGAUCGCUAUGUUCGUAAAAUCGCUGUACCUACGAAUCCGAUAACCUCUGUUUUAAAGGGUGCAGUUGAUUAUGGAUUGAACAAAGAAGCUGUGAAAAUACGUGUUUUGCCUAGAGCUUAUGGGAUUGAAGUUACCAACAUCUUUAAAAAAGAUAUAGAUCCAAUUAAACGGCAAACCCCGGAUGGACAUAUUAGGAAAUUCAGUUGCUUGGCGAAACGAGGUGAAAAAGCAGCACCAAAUCAUAAAUUCGCCUCAACAUUUUAUCCCGUUUAUCCAAGCCAGACGCACAUCUCGUUCAGGGUCCUUAGCACGAAUGACAAUAAUGCGCGUUAUUGUGAUGAUGCGAAACACGUCGGAAGCUUGAGGAUCGAGCUACCUGAUGUCGAACUUGGCUUAAAUCGGCCAGUUGAAUUUGAACUAUGCUUUGCCGAAGAAUAUAUCAGAGCAACUGCGCGAAAUAAAACAAACAAUCGCGAAUAUCCUGCUGUAUUUGAUUAUAAUGUAGAUGGCUAG